GGCCGCCUUUUGCAGCAGUUAGCCAUGACUGGCACUGAAGAGGGAGAUCCCCGGACCAAAAAUAGCCUUGGAAAAUUUGACAAAGGCUGUGUAGCUGCUUUCCUUGAUGUUGUAAUUGGGGGCCGUGCAGUGGAGACUCCGCCAAUGUCCUCUGUUAAUCUUCUGGAAGGCUUGAGCAGAACUGUGGUUUACAUAAGUUACAGUCAGCUUAUUACUCUGGUGAAUUUUAUGAAGAGUGUGAUGUCUGGAGAUCAACUGAAAGAAGAUAGAAUGGCUCUUGACAAUUUGUUGGCGAACCUGCCCCAGGCUAAGCCGGGAAAGAGCAGCAGCUUAGACAUGACUCCCUACAGCACUCCUCAGAUGUCUCCAGCCACCACUCCAGCCAACAAAAAGAAUCGGUUACCUAUAGGACAACAAUUAGCAGCCAUCACUGCCUGGGAUUCCUCAGCCACCAAUCUUACUGCUCAUAUUCCUCUAGUAACCCCUUUUGCAACUCGGAGCAGAAGCCGAACUAAUAUAUUAAUGGACCUACAUAUGGACCAUGAAGGAUCAUCUCAAGAAACCAUCCAGGAGGUACAGCCAGAAGAGGUGCUGGUCAUUUCAUUAGGGACAGGUCCCCAGCUUACUCCAGGGAUGAUGUCAGAAAACGAGGUUCUAAACAUGCAGCUUUCGGAUGGAGGACAAGGAGAUGUCCCUGUUGAUGAAAACAAACUCCACGGUAAACCUGAUAAAACCUUGCGCUUUUCCCUCUGCAGUGAUAAUCUGGAAGGCAUAUCUGAAGGUCCUUCUAAUCGCUCCAAUUCAGUGUCUUCUCUCGACCUGGAAGGAGAGUCUGUAUCUGAACUUGGGGCAGGACCUUCUGGGAGUAAUGGAGUUGAAGCACUACAGCUGUUAGAACAUGAGCAAGCUACAACACAAGAUAAUCUUGAUGAUAAGCUGAGGAAGUUUGAGAUUCGUGACAUGAUGGGACUAACAGAUGAUAGGGACAUAUCAGAGACAGUGAGUGAGACCUGGAGCACGGAUGUCCUGGGAAGUGACUUUGACCCAAAUGUUGAUGAAGAUCGUUUGCAAGAGAUUGCAGGUGCAGCAGCAGAGAAUGUGUUAGGCAGUUUGCUCUGCCUCCCAGGCUCAGGGUCAGUUCUCCUUGACCCUUGCACUGGCUCUACCAUAUCAGAGACUACAAGUGAAGCUUGGAGUGUAGAGGUAUUGCCAAGUGACUCAGAGGCUCCAGACUUAAAGCAGGAGGAGCGCCUCCAAGAGCUGGAGAGCUGUUCUGGACUGGGCAGCACGUCUGAUGAGACGGAUGUCAGGGAGGUCAGUUCCCGCCCCAGCACACCAGGCCUCAGUGUUGUGUCCGGGAUAAGUGCUACAUCAGAGGAUAUUCCCAAUAAGAUUGAAGACCUGAGAUCUGAGUGCAGCUCUGAUUUUGGGGGUAAAGAUUCUGUAACCAGUCCAGACAUGGAUGACAUAGCCCAUGGCGCCCACCAGCUGACCUCUCCUCCCUCUCAGUCAGAGUCUCUGCUUGCCAUGUUUGACCCACUGUCUUCACAUGAAGGAGCCUCUGCUGUAGUAAGGCCGAAGGUUCACUACGCCCGGCCCUCACAUCCACCACCGGAUCCCCCAAUUCUGGAAGGUGCAGUGGGAGGAAAUGAGGCCAGGUUGCCCAACUUUGGUUCUCACAUUUUAACUGCAGCUGAAAUGGAGGCUUUCAAGCAAAGGCACUCUUACCCUGAGAGACUGGUUCGCAGCAGGAGUUCUGAUAUAGUAUCUUCUGUGCGGCGACCCAUGAGUGACCCAAGCUGGAACCGACGUCCAGGGAAUGAAGAACUCCCUUCAGCUGCAGCCACUGGUGCUACUUCUUUGGUGGCUGCACCUCACUCAUCAUCUUCGUCCCCUAGUAAGGACUCUUCAAGAGGAGAGACUGAAGAGCGCAAGGACAGUGAUGAUGAGAGAUCAGACAGGAGCAGACCUUGGUGGAGAAAGCGAUUUGUUUCAGCUAUGCCUAAAGCUCCUAUACCAUUUAGAAAGAAAGAGAAACAAGACAAAGACAGAGAUGAUCUGGGGCCUGACAGAUUCUCAACACUCACAGAUGAGCCCAGCCCUAGGCUCAGUGCACAAGCUCAGGUUGCUGAAGAUAUUCUGGACAAAUAUCGGAAUGCCAUUAAGCGGACCAGCCCCAGUGAAGGAGCAAUGGCCAAUGAUGAGAGUGCAGAGGUCAUGGGUGACGGUGAAAGUGCUCAUGAUUCUCCCCGGGAUGAAGCACUGCAGAACAUCUCAGCUGAUGAUCUCCCCGACUCUGCCAGCCAAGCAGCCCAACCUCAGGAUUCUGCUUUCUCUUACAGAGAUGUAAAAAAGAAGCUGAGGCUCGCACUUUGCUCUGCAGACUCCGUGGCCUUCCCAGUGCUAACUCACUCAACAAGGAAUGGGUUGCCAGACCAUACAGACCCGGAAGACAAUGAAAUUGUAUGCUUCUUAAAAGUUCAAAUAGCUGAAGCAAUUAAUUUACAAGAUAAGAACUUAAUGGCUCAACUUCAAGAAACAAUGCGUUGUGUAUGCCGCUUUGACAACAGGACAUGUAGAAAAUUGCUGGCAUCCAUUGCUGAAGACUAUAGAAAAAGAGCCCCAUAUAUUGCUUAUCUUACCCGCUGUCGACAAGGACUGCAGACCACACAGGCUCACUUGGAAAGACUCCUGCAAAGAGUUUUGCGAGACAAAGAGGUGGCCAACCGGUACUUUACCACUGUCUGUGUGAGGUUACUGCUUGAGAGCAAAGAAAAGAAGAUCAGGGAGUUCAUUCAAGACUUUCAGAAACUUACUGCUGCUGAUGAUAAGACUGCUCAAGUGGAGGAUUUUCUACAGUUCCUCUACGGUGCAAUGGCUCAGGAUGUCAUCUGGCAGAAUGCCAGCGAGGAGCAGCUGCAGGAUGCCCAGCUGGCCAUUGAGCGGAGUGUGAUGAAUCGGAUCUUCAAACUUGCUUUCUACCCUAACCAGGAUGGGGACAUCCUUCGAGACCAGGUUCUACAUGAACAUAUCCAGAGAUUAUCCAAAGUAGUGACUGCAAACCACAGAGCUCUGCAGAUUCCAGAGGUUUAUCUUCGAGAGGCACCGUGGCCAUCUGCACAGGCAGAAAUCAGGACAAUAAGUGCUUACAAAACCCCUCGGGACAAAGUGCAGUGCAUCCUGAGGAUGUGCUCCACCAUCAUGAACCUCCUGAGUCUGGCCAAUGAGGACUCUGUCCCUGGGGCAGAUGACUUUGUUCCUGUGUUGGUGUUCGUGUUGAUAAAGGCAAACCCACCCUGCCUGCUGUCUACUGUGCAGUACAUCAGCAGCUUCUAUGCCAACUGUCUGUCUGGAGAAGAGUCCUACUGGUGGAUGCAGUUCACAGCAGCAGUGGAGUUUAUCAAAACCAUCGACGACAGAAAGUGACCAAGACCAGCCCCCCCAAGGCAGCAGACUGUAGCCAGGAAACACAUCUCUAAGAAUGUGUAGCAGCUUCCUUGAAAGCUGAACAUUGUUUUGUCUGAUGCUGUAAAGCUUCCAGAUGUUUCCACACGGCUCUUCCUACGCAAAUUAACAAGCUAGCACGCAGGUUCUCGUUCCUUUUGGUCUUUCUGAGUUGCAUAUUUUAUUUCUUGUCCCCAAGUAGAGAGUAGUACUGCAAAAGGGACCAUGUUUUUCAGGUGUUUUAAAUUUUUAAAAAACAGAACAGAAUCUUUUAGGAAAUGUCCAGAUCUCAGUUCAUGGAUUCCCCAUUCGUCCCUAUCGUUUUUAGAACAGUGUGCCUCUUCCAAUCGCUGUGUGUGCGUUAGGUCGUGAGACCCGCUGCCCUGAGGGUCUCAGGAGGUGCACUGAAGCCUCCCUGUAGAUACAGUCUCCUAAUGAAAAGCCAAGAAGGAAAUGUAAAUAUAAAUAUAUAUUUAUAUUUGAUGAAUAUGGGCAUCUUCAGACUCUAAUAAACAAGGACAGUUGCUGAGAGCAGGCUGUGACAUUCCCUCUUGUGAAAUGGUUUCCUUGACAAAAUUUAAGCUGAGCUUAAAAGCAAAAGCAGAAAUAUUUAUUAGUGUGUAAUACAGUUUAUUACUCUCCCUGUGUGGAGUUUGAUGGGAAGUCAUGUAGGAGUGUGCCACCACAGGCAUGUGUCAGCCUGCACACGAGGACAGACUCUCCCAUGCAUUACAUAGGACGAGCAGUAUACACAGGUGUGCCAUGUCCUUCGCACCUGCACACUGAGUAGAAGUCACAGAUAGGGCUCCUUACAGACCCUUAAUUGUCAUCUGUUUUUGAUGAUUCUUCACAUUGAAUGCACAGACCAGGAAUUCAGUGAAUGUCAUUUUUUUAAAACUAAUUUGUAUCGUCUGCUCUACUGAUCCAGGUUUUACUAGUGUUAAACUAUUUUGAUCAGCCACACUAUUCUUAUGGGAAAAAGAAAUCUAUUUUGGCAGGUUUCUGUGCCUUUAUUGCCCUCUUCUGGAAAAAAAAAAAAAAAAAAAGUGUCUCUGUAGUUUGGUUUGCAUUGUACAUCAGUAAUGAAUCAGGAAUGGGCUUUGGUGCCUGAGAAGCUGGCCAAGAAGGCACACCGAAGCUUCAAGCACAAGUCUUGUACAUAGGCAUCACCGACUGGGUUCACCUUGUAUGUUUCCUAAACAUGUUUAGCUUUUAUGACAAAUGCUGCAAUCCCAUACUUCCAAGUCCCUUGUGGUGGCAGCAAUACAGGCAUCUUCUAAGGGACCUGUGAUGACCAGCCGUGAGCAGAUGGAUAGAGGCCGUCUGCUCCCCUCUCUGAGAAAUCGGCCGCACCGUGCCAAAAGAAGCUGGGUUUUCUUCAUGCUUCCACCUCUUCUCUUUCCUUUAAAAUCCCCAAAUAGGAAUUUACAUAGGAGUGUGAGGUGUGGUUUCUGCCUUUUAGGGAGAGAUCAAAACUAAACUAGUAUCACAAAAUAUCCUUGAAAUGUUGGGUCAGGAAAUCUGUGUACUUCAUGGGAUGUCGUUGUCAAUCUUGCCGUGGAGUUAGAAGUUAUGUCCCAUCGUAAGUACAUUGCAAGCCGAAAUCUGACAUGGUUCUGCGACUAGAUGGGACUCUAACAUCUACUUCAGCAUUUAUUCAAUAAAUGUCAAGUCAACAGAUUUUGAAUAGUUGGAAUUCAUUGUUAUGGGACUUAACUUGUAAAUCAUCGAGAGAUUUUUUUCUCUCUCUCUCUGUAAUGGUAGCUAAAUAUAUUCCAUGUUAUCACUGUGGAAAUAAAUAUGAAGAUGUGGACAGUG
Molecule: messenger RNA, 5262 nt
Organism: Psammomys obesus (fat sand rat)
Lineage: Eukaryota; Metazoa; Chordata; Mammalia; Rodentia; Muridae
Gene: Gapvd1
Product: GTPase activating protein and VPS9 domains 1
Exons: 24
Coding region: 25-3426 (1133 amino acids)
Biological process (GO): vesicle-mediated transport
Cellular component (GO): endocytic vesicle; cytosol
Molecular function (GO): guanyl-nucleotide exchange factor activity; small GTPase binding
Source: RefSeq, a predicted model, not a curated record